AUGAAGGGGCGGCGGAGGCUCAUCACGGAGCCGCUGCUGAACUCCGUCAUCCGGAAGGAGGAGAUCCCGCGCGUGGAGUACCCCACACGGCUCGCACGCCGCCAGGCGCUGCGGUGGUGUCGCUAUAUGCUUCAGAUCGACUUCGAAGCGUAUUACGACGCUAUUCCGCUGCCGGGGACGCUCCGCAACAGCUUCGUCUUCCGCUCUGCCGCGGGCGACUACUACCGCCUGCGUACACUGCCUACCGGCGCGCGUUGGAGCGUGGCCGUCGGCCAGGCCGUCACGUGGACGAUCGUGGACGUCGACACGCCUGUUGUCAUCAUGACAAUGAUCGACAACAUCCUCAUCGCGGCGAGGACUGGCCAGGAGGUGCCGUUCGUCAGGACGGUGCGGCAGGUGGUGGACCGCAUCCGCGCGGCCAACCUGCUGACGUCUCCGGACCGGGAGGAGCUAGCGCGCAUGUCCGACGACGCGCUGCUCCACAGGGCGCAGGAGAACAACGUCUUUCUUGGGGAGGAGUACCGCUGGACCGGAACGGAGCGGGUGGUGAGAAACUCCGUCAAGACAGUGGCGAAGUUGACGUUGGCUCUGCCCGCGCGACGGUUCAGCUGCCGGUCUUUUGUGUCCCUCGUGUCCCUCAUGCUGUAUGCCAUUCACACGACACAGCAUGUCAACCCUGCCCGCGCCUUCACGCUACUGCGGGCGUAUCGCGGGGUGUACCGGAUGGUCUGCCGCGGGUUGGACUGGGACGAGGAGCUGCCCUACCUGGAUGCGGGAGUGCAUGCCAGCAUGAUGCAGCUCGGCCGGACACUCCUCCGCAACGAGUGGAGCACCAUCGCCGACGAGCGAAGCCCGACGUACCAGGACGCGGACUACGACGUCGUGUGCUACACGGACGCGUCCGUGGGCGGCUGGGGCGCGGUGGUGAAGCGCCGGCUCGCGGACGCGGUGUGGCGCACCGACCUGUACCAGCAGCGUUGGGUGCACGAGCUCGCGGGCGAGUUCCCGCCGUUCGAGGACGACACACCCGGGACACAGCAGCGGCCACCGCUGCACGUCACCCGCAACACACGCAACAGCGGGCACAGCGAGGACGACGCGUACACGGAAGAGGACGGCGGCGACAGCUUCAUGGCGCGCCACUCUGCACACGCGGAACCUCGUGCGGCGGAACUGCUCCUACGCCGCCUGGUGAUGGAAGGCCUCGCGGACGGUGCACGCGUGGCCUUGGUGACGGACCACUUCCCUAUCGUCCACGCGCAGAAGCGCCUGAACGGGUUUGGUGGGAUUGGCCGGGGGUACUCGCUGAACACGCUCUACGAGUACACCUACGACCUGUGGCGCGAGAGAAGCAUCGAUGUGGUCUUGUGCUACGUCGAGGGCGAGCGCAAUCCGGCUGACGCCUUCUCUCGGCACUUUUAG
This is a messenger RNA of Leptomonas pyrrhocoris, 1422 nucleotides long. RefSeq names its product TATE DNA transposon. The coding region runs from base 1 to 1422 and encodes 473 amino acids. The record is from RefSeq and is a predicted model, not a curated record. Lineage: Eukaryota; Euglenozoa; Kinetoplastea; Trypanosomatida; Trypanosomatidae. The transcript has a single exon.